Messenger RNA from Salvia miltiorrhiza (redroot sage), 1563 nucleotides. RefSeq names its product UDP-glycosyltransferase 74E2-like. The transcript is spliced from 2 exons. NCBI's taxonomy places the organism in Eukaryota, Viridiplantae, Streptophyta, Magnoliopsida, Lamiales, Lamiaceae. The record is from RefSeq and is a predicted model, not a curated record. Bases 24 to 1487 code for a protein of 487 amino acids. Gene Ontology annotation, molecular function: UDP-glycosyltransferase activity.
CCAAACUAUCAUUGCCAUAUCACAUGCUUUCAUUUUCUUGCAACAAUCAAAACCCCCUUUAUUUAUACCACACAAAAAAAAAAAAAAAAAAAUCAAACCACAAACUAAAAAUGGCCACAAAAACUCACAUCCUCGCCAUCCCUUUCCCUCUACAAGGCCACAUAAACCCUAUGGUCCAGCUCUGCAAUCGCCUAGCCUCGAAAGGCGUCGGCGUCACGCUCGUCACCACCGCCACCUUCGCCUCCCGCCUCGAGAGGCGAGCCGCGGCCGGCGACGGCAUGUCGAAGAUCAACUCCGAGACGGUCCCCGACCCGACGGUCGGGGACCUCGAAGCCCUGGACGUGUACGAUACGUUCAUUCGUACGUUCAGAACCGCCAUCACGAGCAGCGUGCCAGACAUCAUAGACAAACAUAUCAACACCCUGAGCGUAGUAGUCUACGACUCCUACGCUCCUUGGGUUUUGGACAUUGCCCAUGGGAAAGGACUAAAAGGGGCCGUGCUUUUCACUCAACCUUGCACUGUUUGCACGGUUUUCUACCACGUGCAUAAGGGCAGUUUCGUCAUUCCGCCCGGCGACGACGACGAGGAGGUCUCACUGCCUGCGAUGCCGGCUAUGAGAGUUAGGGACUUGCCUUCUCUUGUGAGUAGCAAGAAUGCCUAUCCAUCGGUGCUGACGCUUCUUGUUGAGCAAUUCUCGACGUUCGAGAAAGCCGACUGGCGAUUGUUCAACACGUUCGACAAGCUCGAGGAUGAGAUACUGAAAUGGAUGUCAAAGAAAUACACAAUUAGGACAAUAGGUCCAACUGUUCCAUCCAUGUACACAGACAAGAGAUUGGAAGGGAAUUACGAUUAUGGCCUUAGCCUCUUCAAGCCGAAAAUCGAAUCUUGCAAGAGAUGGCUCGACGAGAAAGAAGACCGGUCCGUCGUCUACGUGUCGUUCGGGAGCUUAGCCGAUUUAUCGGAGAAACAAAUGGAGGAAGUCGCAUGGGGCUUGAUCGGGAGCGAAUGCGACUUCCUAUGGGUGGUUAGAGAAGCGGAACAGGGAAAACUCCCCCGAUAUUUUGGCUCAGGUCCCACAGGCAAAUACCUAAUAGUGGAUUGGUGCACUCAGUUAGAAGUGUUGUCCCAUCGGGCCGUGGGGUGUUUCAUGACGCACUGCGGAUGGAACUCGACUCUUGAAGCAUUGUGUCUGGGCGUGCCAAUGGUGGCCAUGCCUCGUUGGACGGAUCAAACCACGACCGCCAAGUUGAUAGUCGACAUGUGGCAAAUAGGGGUCCGUGUUGAGGCAGGGGAGGAGGAUGUUGUCACGAGGGGCGAGGUUGCGGCUCGUGUGAACGAGGCUAUGCAACGAGAUCGAGGGAGAGGCGAGGAGAUGAGAGGGAACGCCUUGAAAUGGAAGGAUUUAGCCAUAGAAGCAGUCAGUGAAGGAGGAAGCUCAGAUCAAAACAUUACAGAAAUAGUGAGGGAAUUUUUGAAUAAUAAGUAAUCCAUCAAUGUAUUAAACUUCAUCCAAGCUCCACUUCUUGCAAUAUCCAUUCUAUACAUAACAAAGCAUUGCCAUA